Scaptodrosophila lebanonensis is the source of this 1297-nucleotide messenger RNA. Its product is annotated as aprataxin-like protein. NCBI's taxonomy places the organism in Eukaryota, Metazoa, Arthropoda, Insecta, Diptera, Drosophilidae. Bases 162 to 1169 code for a protein of 335 amino acids. Gene Ontology annotation, molecular function: single-strand break-containing DNA binding; mismatched DNA binding; DNA 5'-adenosine monophosphate hydrolase activity. The transcript is spliced from 4 exons. Gene Ontology annotation, cellular component: nucleus. Gene Ontology annotation, biological process: double-strand break repair; single strand break repair. The record is from RefSeq and is a predicted model, not a curated record.
AAUCAUCAGGGUCAAAGUUCAACCCAUGGACCAUCUUCCAUGAAUUUCAAUACCAAGAAGUGAAAUUCCAAAACACUUUUCGAAUGAUUAUAAAUUGAAAUUUACACUUUGAUGAACUAUUGUUGUUAUAGAGCUAAAUAAACGGGAAGACGAAAAAUAAAAUGGCAGAGGCUGGAGAACAAGAAAAUCUGGCACACGAACGAGGCCAGCUGGUUCGCGACUUGUUGGAGGGUAAACAUAUAAUUAUGGAAACCGAUCGCGCUGCUGUGAUGAAAAGCGUAAAACCAAAAGCACAAUACCAUUUCCUCGUGCUGCCGAAGGAGGAUAUAGCGAAUGUAACUGCGCUAACACGGGAUCACUUGGAUUUACUUGAUCAUAUGGAAGAAUUGGCAAAUCAGGCAGUGGCGAAGUACAGCGCGUUCCCAUUGAGCAAUUUUCUAGUGGGUUUCAAAAUGAAUCAGUUUAUGGAUCGCCUCAAUAUGCACGUCAUCUCAAAUGAUUUCUAUUCUCCCUUAUUGCGUGGCAAACUCCAAUGGAAUAACUUUAAUACAGAGCUCUUCUUAAACUUUGAUUAUGCUUGCGCCCAGCUGUGUUGUCGAGGCUUUAUCGAGCCUAUGCCUGCGAAAAAACAGCACGAACUUUCUCUCUCAGCUCCAAUUAAAUGCAAUCAAAAGGGAUGCGAUUUCUCUGCGGAUAAUUUUUUUGCAUUUAAACCCCAUAUUGGUUUCCAUUGGGAGCAACGAAAUCUUCAGACUAGCGAGCAAUAUGCUGAAGCACUGGAGAUGCUGGAGAAAAUGCAAUUGGAUAACCCAACUGGCCAUCACCGAAACUGGCGAUCCGCUAGGCAGCAGCCCGGGCCAAUGAUACAUCCCGCUCAGGGCAAGCAAUAUUGGAAACAGAGGGGUCCGUCUGGGUUCCAAAAUCAGCCUCAGAAACUACAGCCUAAGCAGGAGGAUUAUUCUGCAAAACCCCAGGAAGCAAAUGGCAAUGCUCCCGGAUCUCAAAAACAUACACCAUUCAAGCAGAAGAAAUGGAAACCAAAGCCAAAGAAUGAAAAGAAAGAGCAGGAGCAAGAACAGACUGCAUCGCCAAAAGCUGGAGCUCAGCAGAAGGAACCGUCCGCUACAAAAACUGUGGAAAAGCCAUCUGAAAAGCAAGCUGAAAGCUAGCCGUAAUCAACUCUCAAAUAUAUGAACAUUAUAGAGAGCUAAAAGGCUUUGACCUAGUUAUUAAUAGAUAAGUAAGUACUAUAUGCUUGAAUAGUUUUCUACAAAAACAUAAACGAAAUGUUGAAUAA